Molecule: messenger RNA, 533 nt
Organism: Amphimedon queenslandica
Lineage: Eukaryota; Metazoa; Porifera; Demospongiae; Haplosclerida; Niphatidae
Exons: 1
Coding region: 9-533 (174 amino acids)
Source: RefSeq, a predicted model, not a curated record
UUUUAGUGAUGCAUCAAAGCGAGCGUCUGCAGCGUUUGCAGAUUGAUGGAGGAAGAACGAUGUUUCUAACUUCAAAGACUAGAGUAGCUCCUUUGAGUCAAGUGACAGUGCCAAGAUUGGAAUUACUGGGAACUUUGCUGCUUGCUAAAUUGAUGAAGAGUAAUUCUGAAGCACUUAAGAAUGAUUUGAAGUUACUACCGGCUAUUUGCUAUACAGAUUCUCAAGUGGCUUUGUGUUGGAUUGUUGGAGAUAAUAAGGAGUGGAAGCCUUUUGUGGAGAAUAGGGUGAAGGAGAUUAGGAGACUUGUUCCAGUGGAACAGUGGUAUUGUCCGGGGAAGGACAAUCCUGCAGACCUCUCAAAAAGAGGAGUGACUACUACAGAGCUAAUUAGUGAUCCUCUUUGGUUCUAUGGACAUAGCCAGCUGAAGGAUAUAGACUCACUGGAGUAUUUUAGCCGGGUACUCAGUGGUGGCAAUGAGUAUGAGAGUGAGACUGUGAGUUAUUUGUUCACGUGUCACGUGGCAAAUUUAUGA